AUGAGCUUAUCAACAGUAUCAAACCAUAUAAUAAAUCCAUUAGGAAAUGUUGUUUAUGGUAAUCCAUCAUCACCAACAUCAACUUCAUCAUCAUCAUCCCUAACACCAACAUCAACCAACGAAGAAAUGAUAAAGAAAGAAGAUAGUGGUACAAGUGAACCAUCAUCACCUUCUACAGGUGAGUGUAACGGUAAAAAAGCUGGUAGAAGAAAAAUUAAAAUAGAGUUCAUCGAUGAUAAAUCCAGAAGACAUAUUACCUUUUCCAAAAGAAAAGCUGGUAUCAUGAAGAAAGCAUACGAGCUAUCAACUCUUACCGGUACUCAAGUCUUAUUAUUAGUUGCCUCCGAAACUGGUCAUGUAUAUACAUUUGCAACUGCUAAAUUACAACCAUUAAUCACUAGACCAGAAGGUAAAAACCUCAUUCAAUCUUGCUUAAAUACUCCUGAUAAUCCAAAUUCACCUUCAAUGGCAAAUCAAAAUAGUAAUAAUAAUUCAAAUUUAUUACAACAACAACAACAACAACAAUUACAACAACAACAACAAUUACAACAACAACAACAACAACAACAACAACAACAACAACAACAACAACAACAACAACAACAACAACAAGCUGCUCAACAAGCUGUCCAACAACAACAACAACAACAAGCCGCUCAACAACAAGCCGCUCAACAACAACAAUUACAAUUACAACAACAACAACAACAACAACAACAACAACAACAACAACAACAACAACAACAACAACAACAACAAUUACAACAAUUACAACAACAACAAUUAUUACAACAACAACAACACCAACAAAUACAACAACAUCAACAACAACAACAAUAUAUAAAUUCAAAUGGAUAUCCUGAAACAAUUUACGACAUUCAAGAUAAAGAUAUUGAAAGAAGAUUAGGAAAAGAUAAUAAUAAUAAUAAUAAUAAUAAUAAUAAUAAUAUUAAUAAUAAUAAUAAUAAUAACAAUAGUAAUAAUAAUAGUGGUAAUAAUAAUAGCAAUAAUAAUAAUAAUAAUAAUAAUAAAAAUAAUUCAAAUAAUAAUUCACAAUAUAUUCAACAACAAAAUUUAAAUAUUGACUUAAACUAUAGUAACCCAAAUGUUUAUCCAAUUGGUAAUUAUUUCCAACAAACCGUUCAAUCAAGAUAUAUUCAAAGUAGUAGCAGUGCCUCUUCCUCACCAGCUUCUCCAAACCAAUUUAAUUAUUCAAAUCAUUCAAUGCCAUUAAAUAAUCAAUUUCCACCAUGCUAA
This is a messenger RNA of Dictyostelium discoideum AX4, 1257 nucleotides long. RefSeq names its product MADS-box transcription factor (gene srfA). The record is from RefSeq and is a predicted model, not a curated record. Gene Ontology annotation, molecular function: DNA binding; protein dimerization activity; DNA-binding transcription factor activity, RNA polymerase II-specific. Gene Ontology annotation, cellular component: nucleus. NCBI's taxonomy places the organism in Eukaryota, Evosea, Eumycetozoa, Dictyosteliales, Dictyosteliaceae. The coding region runs from base 1 to 1257 and encodes 418 amino acids. The transcript has a single exon. Gene Ontology annotation, biological process: positive regulation of transcription by RNA polymerase II.